Messenger RNA from Pelobates cultripes (western spadefoot toad), 396 nucleotides. The record is from the annotation of a GenBank genome assembly. Lineage: Eukaryota; Metazoa; Chordata; Amphibia; Anura; Pelobatidae.
AUGUUCCGCCGUGUUGCCAUCACGUACGCACCCCACGAUGAUGUCACUCUCACCGACUUCCGACGCACUGACGCACUUCCAGGGGUACCAUACCACUUCCUUGCCAUAUCACUUCUGGUGGCACGGACUAUGGGAUCUUCCCGCCACAGCACCACCAUCUUGGGCCCAGUCACCAGCUCCAGAUCUGGCCCACCUCCUGCCUCGCAUCACCCUGGGGGACUCCAACUUUACCAUGCCACGGGACCCGAUAUCCUUCAAACCAUACUGGGGGAACAGCGCGACAGAGGCCUUCAUCUCCUGGCCCUCCGUCCGCCCAUGGUUGUUUCCUCUGCUGCUGCAGGGUCUCCCGACGCCAUCCUUCCUCAACCGAUACCAGAACACAGCAGGGACAGGUAA